GGCUGGCUCCGGUGUCAGGCUUAUUCCCCGGUCUGGCUGCGCUAUUUCCCCCUGCGCAUGCCCGGUAGCCGGUUUCCGGUGCCCAGUGCAAACAGUAAACACGGAGAGCAGCUGUCAGGAAGUGGCCUUCCAGCAGCCCAGCGGCCGGCCUGCCCUGCCCACAGCCGAGCGCCUCAUCGCAUCCCAGAGCUGCAUGGUGGUACCCCAGGAUCCAGGCGAUGCUCCGGCUGCCGCGGGCCUUUUGUUGCUGGAGGAGGAGGAAGAGGAGGACGCGGAGCUUUUGCUGAUGACCAGCUCGGUCAUGAUACCUCUGACUUCCGCACAAGUCACCGCGGAGCAAAACGUGCUGCACACUUUCUUCUCCCACCUCGGGAACUUCUCCUAUGACAAAGCCAAGGACCAUGUGGAGAAGGAGAAGGAAGGCAACAAGAGCGCCGGCGCCUCCUGGUCCCUAAUGCUGGCUGCCCUGGCACAUUUGGCUGCUGCGGAGAAAGCCUACCAUAGCAUGAGCUUCCUGGGGCAGAAGCCGGGUGGCCAGUCAUUUUUCAGCAGAAAGGACUCCAUCAGAACUAACUAUACCUCACUGUACAAUGAACUGAAGAAGGUUGUAACCACUGGCAGGAACGCAGUUGGCGGAACAGCUCCUCAUUUGGAAGAACUGCUCUCUCACCUUUCAGAACAGCUCUGCUACUUUGUUCAGGCUCACAUGGAAAUUGCAGACUUUUAUGAGAAAAUGUACACUUUAAGCAGUCAAAAGUUUAUUAACUCAGAAGAGCUGGUUAGUAUAUUGGAAGCCAUAUUAAAGAAGUAUAGCUCAAGGUUUCACCACCCUAUAUUGUCUCCAUUAGAAAGUGGAUUUCAGCUUGAAGUGGAUGUUCUUACUCAUCUUUUGAAAGCACAGUCUUUAAUUUAUGAGUGGAAAUUCCUGCCUGCCUUGGUAAACUUGCACAAUGCCCACACCAAACUACAGACUUGGGGUCAAAUAUUUGAGAAGCAAAAGGAAACAAAGAAACAUCUAUUCGGAGGGCAGUCUCAAAAGGUUGCACAACCCCCAUAUCUAUUUCUUUGGCUCAUGAAAUUUAAGAACUUACUCCUUGCAAAAUUUAGCUUUUACUUCCAUGAAGCUCUUAGCCGUCAGACGUCGGAGAUGAAGGCACUCACAGCUAAAACAAAUCCCGACUACUUUGGAAAAAUAUCUAGUUUCAUUAGAAAAUAUGAUGCAGUCAAUGUGUCUUUGAUCUAUGACACAAGGGGUUCUGAGAAUUUUCAGGGCCAUGGCUACCACCAUCCAGAUUCUUAUCGGGAAGCACCCAAAGGUGUGGACCAGUAUCCAGCAGUGGUGUCUCUGCCCAAUGACAGACCUAUAAUGCACUGGCCCAAUGUUAUUAUGAUCAUGACUGACAAGAGUGCAGACCUCAACACUUUGGAAAAGGUUGUGCAUUUCUAUGAUGACAAAGUUCAAAGCACCUAUUUUCUAACUCGUCCUGAGCCCAAUUUUACAAUAGUGGUGAUUUUUGAAUCCAAGAAAUCAGAGAGAGACUCUCAUUUCAUCUCAUUUCUCAAUGAGCUUUCUCACUCCCUUAAAGGUUCUAGAGCAUUUGCAAGCUUGAAGCCAGGUUCCAAAGUUUAAUAAAACCUAGUAACACGUUCGCAAAAAUAUAAUAGCUAGCUAGAUUGUCUGCUUUUUUCACCACCAGCAGCAAAAGGGCUACACACAUCUUUCUAGCAAGUGAUACAUUUAGCCAGCAACAGAAUAUACUUAUACACAGUAUUGUAUCAAAAGAAAUUUCUAGCAAAUUCUGCUGUGUUUUUGCCCUUAUUUUUCAUUUAAUUUUACUUGUGCUGGCUCUGCAACAAUUUGACUUAUUUGUAUCUUGGUUGCGGCUAGUAAUCAACCUGUUAGGGCUAGCGCUCUACUAUUUUUAUUAAGCAGUGGGAUUUGACCAGGAGAAGUGAAGCUGAGCUGCAUCACAGGUACAUAAGAUGAUCAUUUAUAAGACUCUGGAGACUGCAAGAAAGUGUAGGUAAUCCUUAACUUUGGUGCAUACCACAAUGUCUCGUAGAGCAUCAUUCUGUGUAUUCUCAAACACACACUUGCUUCUUCUAAGCAGAUCACACUUGCACGCGCGAGGCCUUAUCUGGCAGAAAUCAAGGGUGAAACAUCUGAGUAUUAUAUAUUGGAGAGCUGCAUUCUAGGGAAAAGUGUUUCUGAUAUAUUCAUGGACAUUAUAACAAGUGGCCCAUGCUGUUAGCCAAAUACAAAUCUUAGCUUUUAGAAACUGGCUUGGUAUUAAUAGUUGUGGAACAUGUUGGCUAAAAAGUGCUAAGGAUGAUUCACUAACUGCUAUUGGCUGCAAUGGAAUGAAUACAGUUAUGGCACAACUGUAAGGGCAUAACAGCUUCACCUGGAACAUUUUAAUAACCUCAUUUCAUUGUUCUGCUGGUGCUACAACUGACAAAACAAUCCAGCUCUUGUGGGUUGCUUCUCUGUUUACACAAAUACUGUUGAUGUGUAACUUUUAUAGCCAUCUACCACCACAGUUUAACUGCAGUUAAAGCCAGCCUGCACCCCGGCAUUCCUUUCUGCACCUCACUGCAAUAACCCUGGGAAAUUGGGCAUGGUCAGCCUGUGUCUAUUUAGCUGUUGUUAACUGCAGCUCUCUUAAGGUUGGUUGGGAACUGCAGUGUAUCACAGCUGGAGGGCCACAGGUUUAAUGCCCCUUCCUUGUUUAUUUUACUUUCUUCCAUUUUUUUUUUUUAAACAGCUUAUAGCAUUUCCUACCCCCAUUCGCUGAGCAGGCUUGUGCAGUUUUAUAUGCAAUGAAAGCAUUAAACACAGAUUGCCUUGCUGGAAAUAGUGAAUCAAUCCUGGAGUUUCUGACUUGUGUUAAUUUAUUGUUUUUUUGUUGUUACUUUAAGCUGCUGAGCCAAUACAUGGAAUUAGAUCUCUCUCACAAACACACACACACACUCACUACUGAUCUUCCUGCAGUUUCAGUUUGACCCAGUUGAACCAAGCGCUCGGUAACUGAUCAGGAUUCUUCCCAUGCAUAUCCAGCAAGCCUCAAACAGUUGGCCCACUGACAUGAAUCGGAAUAUAUAGAGAGAGUCUGCAUCGGGCACAAGGCCUGUUCUGUAUCUAUUACGCCCCCAAUCCUGUUUUGAAUGCAGUUCAUUUUAAUAGUAAUGGGAGUUUUCAGAAGACCCUUACAAGUAUAUUUUACAUGCUGGCCAUUCUAAUCAUUUUUUAAAAAAAAUAUUUUUCAGUAUUGUGUGUACUUUUAAACUGCAUUCAGCUUUUUUUUUUUCAUUUUUUUAAUGUCCUGUACUGUGUCUCAUGUAGAAAAUAAUCAUUGCAAUAUGUUAUAAAAAGAAAAAACUUAUUUUGGUAUAACGGGUAUAAAUUAUGUCUGCACUAAUGGAUGGGUGUUUAUAACAUGCUGCUGCUGCUGCAAUAAAGACAAGAAAACUGCA
Xenopus tropicalis (tropical clawed frog) is the source of this 3474-nucleotide messenger RNA. RefSeq names its product chromosome 12 open reading frame 66KICSTOR subunit 2 (gene kics2). The coding region runs from base 194 to 1630 and encodes 478 amino acids. Lineage: Eukaryota; Metazoa; Chordata; Amphibia; Anura; Pipidae. Gene Ontology annotation, cellular component: lysosomal membrane. The record is from RefSeq and is a predicted model, not a curated record. Gene Ontology annotation, biological process: regulation of TORC1 signaling. The transcript is spliced from 3 exons.